AUGAAGAUAGUUGUGAUAACCGAAAAGCCAUUUGCAGAAAAUGCAGUUAAAGGGAUUAGAGAGAUUCUUGAGAAAGCAGGUCAUGAAGUGGUAAUGAUAGAGAAGUAUAAGAAGAAAGAGGAUGUUAUUGAAAGGAUUAAAGAUGCAGAUGGUGUAAUUGUUCGAUCGGAUAAAAUAGAUGAAGAGAUAAUUAAAGCUGGAGAAAAAGUAAAGAUUAUUGUUAGAGCGGGAGCAGGGUAUGAUAAUAUAGAUAUAGAAGCAUGUAAUCAAGGGAAAAUAGUUGUAAUGAAUACACCAGGACAAAAUAGGAAUGGUGUUGCAGAACUUUGUAUUGGGAUGAUGAUUUUUGGAUUUAGAAAAGGAUUUAAAGAAGGAAAAGGAAGAGAAUUAAAGGAUAAGACACUUGGAAUUUGUGGAUGUGGAUAUGUUGGGAAACGAGUUAAAGAAAUAGCAGAAGGAAUUGGUAUGAAAAUUAAAGUAUAUGAUCCAUUUAUCACUACUGAAAAUCAAGUAAAGAAAAUAGAAGAAUUGUUUGAAGAAUGUCAAGUUAUUUCACUUCAUCUUCCAUUAACAAAAGAAACUAAAGGAAAAAUAGGAUAUGAAUUAAUUAAAAAACUUCCAUAUGGAGGAAUGAUAUGUAAUACAGCAAGAAAAGAAAUUAUUGAUGAAGA
Messenger RNA from Entamoeba histolytica HM-1:IMSS, 671 nucleotides. Its product is annotated as D-phosphoglycerate dehydrogenase. The annotation marks the transcript as partial. The record is from RefSeq and is a predicted model, not a curated record. Gene Ontology annotation, molecular function: phosphoglycerate dehydrogenase activity; NAD binding. NCBI's taxonomy places the organism in Eukaryota, Evosea, Mastigamoebida, Endamoebidae. The transcript has a single exon.